CUAAAAUAAAUAAAAUGGCGACUUCCACUUUCAGCAUGGACAACAGUAGUAACUUGACCCCUCCUGCGAUCCACAUCACUGAACCACCUGAAGACAAGGAGGAAGAUGAUGAUGAUGAUUUCAAUGACAUCAUAGCUGAAGAUGACACGCCAGCGGCAAAAGGGGAUAACUCCGCCUGUGAGGCAGUCAACUACAAGGUCUCCAUGGACGAGUUUCAGAAUGUUGAUGUAUUCAAGUCACCGUCUGCCCCCACCACGGCACCUGAACCAACGCCCCCCUCUACCAGAGGUAGUGGGGAUGAAGCAGAUGGACCUGUGGAGCAGGAGACUGCUAAGGUAGAAGAGCCUAUCCCUGAGGAACCUACAAAGACUGACCAAUCUCAGCCUUCCGAUGAAAGUUCAUUGACCCACAACCAGGCUGUUGAGAAAGAUGACAAAACCGGUGACCCUGUUUUGGUUAAUGGAUCCAGUAAAGCCAAUGGAGAUAGCGGAAAUAAUGGGGUUACCGCCCCGUCAACAGAAGACAUUUUGAAGGCAGAAGUGAGUCGGACUGGAGUCGUGGAGCCCUCAGAACAGCUUUUAAGAGCCCAAGCUGAGUGGGACGCUGUAGAAACAAUUCAACCAGGAGCUGCUUCGCCAGGUAAACACAGCGCAGUGAGAAAGCAAGCUCUGGUGUCAUUUAAUGAAGCACUGGGCUUCUUUCAGACAUGCAAUAUGGAAAAGUAUAUGAGUAAGAUCAAGCCUUGCGUUCAGAGGACAGGGUUUGCUGCCCUCAAACAUCUAGUCCUGGGACCACCAAAGAUGAACAAAGGUCUACUGGAUGAGCGGAACUUGGUCUUUGCUAUUGCACAGUAUCCCUUUGAUGAUGAUGAGCUGAUUCAUAAGCGUGUUCUCCAGACGGUCUACAAGCAGCUGACAGGAAGCGCGAUAGACUGUCCUAGAUUUGGAUCUCAUUGGGAACAGAUAGGCUUUCAAGGAACGGAUCCAUCAACCGAUCUGAGGGCGUGUGGGUUCCUAGGACUUCUGACCUUGCUGGACUUUCUCAUGGACUCUCAGAAGUUUCCUCUUGCCAAAGAAAUCUACAAGCUCUCCCAGCACGAAACACAGAAUUUUCCCUUCUGUGUGAUGGCGAUCAACAUGACAAGGAUAGCGUUGCAGGCAUUACGAGAGGAACACUUAUCAAGAGAAUGCAAUAGACGGAAGCAAGUCUUUGGUGUCAUCAACGAUUUUUACGCCAGCAUCUUUUUACAACUCUACCAGACGUGGAAACAGCAGAGAAAAACAAUCCACGAUUCAGGCUUUGUACUCAAAGAAUUGGAGGCCAACUGCAAGAAGAAUCCUCGGACCAUGAUGCGGAACCUUGAAAUCUACCUUGCAGAGAGGUCAUCAAGAGGGGGCGACAUGUCACCGAGGUCAGGGGCCGCCUCGUCACCAGGGAAAGAAAAGACUAUCAUGGACUUCGCUGGUGUGCAUGAACUGGAGGACCAACAAGGCUGAGCGGGGGAGCAGCAAAAACCCAAAGAAAUUGAAAGACGAUUUGUAUGGACUGCCGCAAUCAUGAGAGCUUUUGAUUCGUGUGUCACAUUGCCAAAGUUUUUUAUUUCCGAGGAUAUGAGAGAAGCCUUUGAAAGACAAUGAUGAUUGCGAUUAGCACAAGCUCAAGCAAGGCAACCAAUGUGUUGCCUUUUAGAGAACUGGCUGAAAUCUGUGCUGUCUACAUGUAUGGCCAUGGCUAGAGUACAGGAGCCUAUAACCAUGACAACAUGAAUUUUUUGAUGCCAAACAUUGAUUGAUUGUUCUUUAUUUUACUUUAGAGCCAAAGAAACGGUAGCUCAGUCAAGUCUGUAUAUAAAUACCACUCAAAUGAUACAGGAAAAGUUGUGUUUGUGGUUAAAGAAAGGUGGUCUUUAUUAUACCUGAAACACAGAAUUCAUAAGAUACAGCAUUUUAUAAAUAACACUGUUCAAGGGGAACAAGAAAGAUGGCCUUCAGAGAUAGGUGGUACAUGUAGUUGUAUUCAAGUCUUCUUCUUCUUCUUUUGUAGAAUUCUUCCAGUUCUGGAGACCUACAAGAUCUUGGGGAUUCGCAGAUAGGUGAUGAGUGUUCAGAUUGAGAUUUGUAUUCAAGUAUUAGCUUUAAAAGCAGGUUUGGAUGUGUAUUCUUGUAGGUAUAAAUCAUCUAAGGACAAAUUGAUCCAAGUCCUAGUUCAGGGACCAAUCUAUGGACACUGCCACACUUAUUUGGAUUUGAACCUGGGACUCUCCAGUUUCAAGACCUCUAUUCAAAACCACUGAACCAUUCCAACACCUAAUACUCAGCGGACUUUAUCUACAUACGUGUAGAUGAUGAUGGUGGCAGUUAUGAGACAAAAGAAUUAUUAAAUUUAAAGAAAGUGUAGUGCACGUACAUAUGUGUCAUGCUUGUGUACUCAUAGAGCUGUGAUUACUAUUAAAGACAUAACAAAAUUGUUCAGUCAAAGAUAUCUUACAGUUUCAUAUAUGUAUUUUGAUUCUUUUUUGGGGGGUGACGCCAUGCCACCUCUAGUCUCUAUGUCGAUUGAACCUGUGCACAGUUUCUUGAAUAAAUAUGCCUUACCGAUGCCUCUGCUGAAUAUUGAAGAACUGGGGGACGUUUCACAAAACAUGUCAUCAGUGACUAAUGACACUUUUUGUUAUAAGCUACUGAAAUCCUUGCUUCUGAUUGGUUGUCAGCAGAUUUGUCACUGAUUUUUGUUAUUUGUCAUUGACAAAAGUCUUUGUGAUUAGGACUCAUAAAGUGACGUGACGACUGAAUGAUCAGAGUCGUGUAAGAUUGUCUUUAUGUAAAGAAGCCGAAAGGAAGAGCUUAGAUGUAUCAUUGGAGAAUGUGGAGUAGUCAGCUACAGAGAAAUGAAACAUUUGUUCCAAGAUCGUAGCACUUGGAGACACGUUUGUUGGAGAAAUUUAAUAGGGUUUCUUAACCUGAUAUUUGACAGAUUGCUAUCGAUGAUGAUACUUCAAUCAUAUUGUCAAACCGACAAAUUCUUAGCCGCGAGGGGUAAUAUAAUUUUUUUCUGCAGUCUGUUGUCAGUCUCGAAUUGGUCUCAUUGGUUUUACUAGGGUAUUACAAGUCAGAAGAAGGCGUUAAUAAACACAAUCAUGCAUACAUGGUAGAGUGUGAUAGUGUUGAUGGGAUCUUUAGCGCAGCAACAUAUUCAUGUGUCUCAUAGUGCUAUCAUGAAUGUCAAAGAUAUUGAAUUGAAAACAUUACCAGGUUUUAAGAGUAAAGAAUUGACUUUUUAUUGAAAGGUGGUCAGCUGUAAGAUAAUAGUUAUGAUAAUUGUUAGUUUACUUGACCGGUACAUUUAUUGUGCAUUAGCUGUGCUAACAAAUUGUGAUAAAAAAAUAUAGACAUCGUGAUGUAAUGUGGCAAAUUUUGCUAAUUACCGGUAUGAGUAUUUCCAAGUACAAAAUAAAUAUGAAAAUGUCAGCAUUCUUGUUUCAAAGAUCAAAGUUUUGGUGGUGUUUCUGUCCAAGCUAGGCUCCAUGCUCUUGUGAAAAAUCUGAUUUACCUUUUCACUGCUAUCAUUGGAACCUGCCACAAACUAGAUAUUGAAGAAUAGUGGUUUAAACAAUACUGACCCUAUUAUAACUUAUACUGAAUAUUGGGUCACAUUGUGAUUUAAGUUGUUCUUAGCAAAUAUGUCAAUUGAAACUUUUAAAAGAGGUUAUUAUCACCUUGAUAUCUGAGUUAAUUUCAGUGUGCAAUUCCUUUUAAACUUUGAGAAUUGUUCACCUGCACCUGACAAAGUCGCAUCAUGCCAUGUUAUCUGUCGAGUGAAUAAUCUUUGGCUAAGCAUAUAAAUGAUUAAAAAAUGAUUUGUUUUAUCCGUCCUGAACUUUGAGACAUUCCUCAGAUUAUGAUUUUUUUUAAUUAAUCACCUUGAUAUUCUUUCAUGCAAUUAUGUACAUAAAGCAGGUUUGAUCAUGAAUAAAUUCAUAGUUAUACUAGGCAUUUCCUUCUUAAGCGUCUCUCUUAACCCGGGUGUGGGAAGAGGAUAUCUGGGGAAAAAGAUAUUCCUUGAAUGAUUUCGGCACAAAGGUGACUAUCAUCAGUACCUUAUUUUUAAUUAUCAAUUUGAUGGGUUUAUAAUGAACUGAAAUUGAUAGAAAGAUUAAAGGAGAACUUAUGUUUAAAGUUUGAUCGUUAUUUUAUGAAUAAUAGGGAAGGCGUGAAUUUAUCUUGAUCAAAUUCAAUUGUAUAACCUUUCACGGUAUUCAGCAAAAAUUUGUCUGAACUUAAUUUUGCCCAGUUGAGAUAGAAUGGCCUCAGUCGACCCCCGACCAUAUUAGAAAGCUACGAAGAUUUUGAGGCACUUACCUCUUAGGCACUCUUGGGCUAGAAGACUAUGAUGACUUCCUAUUUCCUCCCCUGAUUUUGUUGAUAGGGGUGAAAGUGCUUCCUCUCUUUUGCCAGCUUGCCUUCUGCUGCUGUUGGGGUGUAUGUGUGAGGAUGGGAGGUCUGUUUGAAUGUGUUUCCCAUCCACAACUUGUGCCCUACAAAAGGGCGCCCAAAGAUCCAGGCAUGACAUGCACCUGUGAGGUUGACCAGCCUGCCUGUUUCAUUUUGUGUCUAGCAUCUUCAUUGUAUCUCUUGUACGGGCAAUACUGUUGAGUAUGCUGAUGGCCUUUACUUUUAGCUGGUCCUGCAGAUCUUUAACUUGCUUCCCAAGAUUGUCUACGAAGAGAAGCUCAUUUACUUUGUUUGAGGGCUUGCAAAAUUGACGUAAGCCAAUGUGUACCUCGGUCUUUAUGAAAUCCUUCCUAAGAGAAUUCAAAC
Molecule: messenger RNA, 4817 nt
Organism: Strongylocentrotus purpuratus (purple sea urchin)
Lineage: Eukaryota; Metazoa; Echinodermata; Echinoidea; Camarodonta; Strongylocentrotidae
Product: ELMO domain-containing protein 3-like
Exons: 13
Coding region: 15-1496 (493 amino acids)
Source: RefSeq, a predicted model, not a curated record